UGUUGGAGGAGGAGACCGGUUCAGCGUCCCAGUGCCGCAACUUUCCUACCUCGAGCCGCCCGUCAUACGCUGGGUGUAUGAUCAUUGAGGACCAGCCGCCCCUGUACGCCAGGUCUAGGCAGAGCUCAGAACUCCACCAAGAUAACGUACGACGAUUUCUGAAUCACGUUGUCUUGCUCAAGCACAGGACCGCAAAAUUUUCCAGUAAUAGGCAUCGAAAGCUUCAACCGUUCAGGGAAACGUGACUGGUGUUCAUCGCAAGCGCGGCGCAGCUGAGCGCAAUCAACAUUUACCGCCCUUACAAUUCACGUAUCCCGCUACUUGAGGGUAGUUGCCCUCGCCGGGCGAGUUUGCUAGGCGACGUUCAAAUUGUCGCUGGCCGACGGAAAUAUAGUAUCCGAAACAAGGACUUAGGCAUUAUCUAGUUAAGAUAUUAAAAUACGGUGAGCUUUAAUGAAAAGAACGUUAGGUAAAUCGGUAAUUUCUGUAAUUCAAGCGACACAGAAAAUCUCGGAAAAAGAAAAAUACAAAAUAACUGGGGAUAUUGCUGAUGUUUCAACGAUCAGCUUCUACAUUUAAUCAUCGAAUCAAUCAAUUCAUCGUCACUGCACAUACAUCGUAAAGUCAAGAAAUCCGAAAUUUGAAUCUUGUCUUCGUCGUUUUUAUUGAAAGAUAUAAAUUGAAAGGUAUUCAAGAUGAGCAGCGUAAACGUAAAUCGAAGCGUCAGCGAUGCCUUCUAUCGUUACAAAAUGCCUCGCAUUCAGGCGAAAGUCGAGGGUAAAGGCAACGGCAUCAAAACCGUCAUCGUUAACAUGGUCGAAGUUGCUAAAGCUAUCGGACGCCCAGCAACUUAUCCGACGAAGUUCUUUGGUUGCGAAUUGGGCGCGCAAACGCAAUUCGAUUUUAAGAACGAAAGAUUCAUCGUCAAUGGUAGCCACGAUGCUUCUAAACUUCAAGAUCUCUUGGAUGGCUUCAUCAGGAAAUAUGUUCUGUGUCCGUACUGUGACAAUCCCGAAACCGAACUGCUUGUUAAUGCGAAGAAAGGCACCAUCUCACAGGGUUGUAAAGCCUGCGGUCAUCACGGAAUGCUAGAGAGCAAUCAUAAACUGAACACAUAUAUUUUGAAGAAUCCACCAAGUCUUGAUCCAGCAGCCCAAGGAAGUUCACUCACUGAAGGCAAACGCGGCAAAAGAUCAAAGCGUGCUACAAAUGGCGAUGCCAACGGAGAUCGCACGGGCUCGCCCGACAAUGAAAACAACACUAAUAGCACAACUGAUAUCGUCGUAGAAGCUCCUGAAAAAAUGGCCAACAAAGAUGAUAACGGAGACGACGAUAACUGGGCCGUGGAUGUCUCCGAGGAGGCCGUUCGCGCUCGUUUACAAGAUCUGACCGACGGAGCUAAGGGUAUGACUAUCAGCGAUGACCUUGAGAAAAGUGAGAAGGAGCGCAUGGAUAUCUUUUAUACGCUGGUAAAAUGCCGUCGUGACGCCGGUCAACUUGAUAGUUACAAAGAGUUCCUCGCUGAGGCCGAGCGACUCGAGAUUAAAAGCAAGGCUCCGUUUGUAUUCGCUGAGUUGCUUUUCGAUGAAAAUAUCGCCUACCAGGUUAAAAAGUAUAGACCUGUAUUAUUACGUUUCACCCAUAAUGACCUCAAGGCUCAGAAGUAUCUCAUCAAAGGCAUUGAGCAGGUCAUUGGGCUGCAUAAGAGUACGCUAUUGAAUAAGGUGCCUGGAAUCUUCAAGCUUCUCUACGAUUACGAUUAUUUAGAAGAGAAGGCUAUAUUCGAAUGGUCCAAUAAGAUGAGGAAGAAGCCUGUACCUAAAGAUGGUUCUAAAGAUAUUUCUCAAGAAAUUCACGAGAAGGCUGCACCUUUUCUAAUAUGGCUCGAUGAGGCUGAGGAAGAGAGUGAUUUCGAUGACUCUGAUGAUGAUACGGGUAAAUCAGAUGAUGAUGAUCUAGAGAUUCAGUACGAUGAUAGAGCAAAAGAACCGCUAAAAAAUCAGCAACAGCAAAAUCAGCAGACGCCGAUGAAAGUCGUUGACGAUUCUGAGGAAGGAGAUGAUGUUGAUAUUGAUGCCAUUUAAAAUCAAAAAGAAAGCUGAAUCGCCAAAGCCAAAAGACGCAACAUACGAUAAUAGAAGAAAAUAAUAAAUGCGUCAAUGAAUUCCACAAUUUUGCAACGGGAUACAAUGAGUCGCAAUAAAAAAGAUUUUCCGCUAAGAUAUGAUAGAAUUUUUCUUCCUUAUAAUAAAAUAAAACUGAGCGAGAAAAAAGUAACUUGCAGUAUAACAUUAGAAGUCGCUGCAUUUAUAUAGAAAAUUUUAUCUAUCUUUUACGCUCUUAUUUAGCAGAUAGUUCCUUAAUUUUUUCUUUGAAUUUUUUUU
Molecule: messenger RNA, 2384 nt
Organism: Ceratosolen solmsi marchali
Lineage: Eukaryota; Metazoa; Arthropoda; Insecta; Hymenoptera; Agaonidae
Gene: eIF5
Product: eukaryotic translation initiation factor 5
Exons: 7
Coding region: 696-2084 (462 amino acids)
Biological process (GO): translational initiation; formation of cytoplasmic translation initiation complex
Cellular component (GO): cytosol
Molecular function (GO): eukaryotic initiation factor eIF2 binding; GDP-dissociation inhibitor activity; translation initiation factor activity
Source: RefSeq, a predicted model, not a curated record